Messenger RNA from Pteronotus mesoamericanus, 988 nucleotides. RefSeq names its product tropomyosin beta chain-like. Gene Ontology annotation, biological process: muscle contraction; actin filament organization. The transcript has a single exon. Gene Ontology annotation, cellular component: actin filament. Bases 60 to 914 code for a protein of 284 amino acids. Lineage: Eukaryota; Metazoa; Chordata; Mammalia; Chiroptera; Mormoopidae. Gene Ontology annotation, molecular function: actin filament binding. The record is from RefSeq and is a predicted model, not a curated record.
GCCAAGCCCACUUCUCCCGGUCCGCACCGCCGCUGGCCCGCCGGUCCCCCACCACAGCCAUGGACGCCAUCAAGAAGAAGAUGCUGAUGCUAAAGCUGGACAAGGAGAAUGCCAUCGACCGCGCUGAGCAGGCCGAGGCCUACAAGAAGCAAGCUGAGGACCGCUGCAAACAGCUGGAGGAGGAGCAGCAGGCCCUCCAGAAGAAGCUGAAAGGGACAGAAGAUGAAGUGGAAAAGUAUUCAGAAGCAGUGAAGGACGCCCAGGAGAAGCUGGAGCUGGCCGAGAAGAAGGCCACCGACGCCGAGGCAGAUGUGGCCUCCCUGAACCGCCGCAUUCAGCUGGUAGAGGAAGAGCUGGACCGGGCACAGGAGCGUUUGGCUACAGCCCUGCAAAAGCUGGAGGAAGCUGAGAAGGCAGCUGAUGAGAGGGAGAGAGGAAUGAAGGUCAUUGAAAACCGAGCCAUGAAGGAUGAGGAAAAGAUGGAGCUGCAGGAGAUACAGCUGAAGGAGGCCAAGCACAUCGCGGAGGAUUCAGAUCGCAAAUAUGAGGAGGUGGCCAGGAAGCUGGUGAUCCUGGAAGGAGAGCUGGAGCGCUCAGAAGGAAGAGCUGAGGUGGCUGAGAGCGGAGCCAGGCAGCUGGAGGAGGAACUUGGAACCAUGGACCAGGCCCUCAAGUCCCUGAUGGCCUCAGAGGAGGAGUAUUCCACCAAAGAAGAAAAGUAUGAAGAGGAGAUCAAACUGCUGGAGGAGAAGCUAACGGAGGCUGAGACCCGAGCAGAGUUUGCUGAAAGGUCUGUGGCAAAGUUGGAGAAAACCAUUGAUGACCUGGAAGAGACCUUGGCCAGUGCCAAGGAGGAGAACGUGGAGAUUCACCAGACCCUCGACCAGACCCUGCUGGAACUCAACAACCUGUGAGGGUUGGCCCUGCCUCCAGCCAGGCUAUAGUUGCUGCCCCAACCCAAUAAAACUAAUGUUACUGGCAAAAUAAA